Messenger RNA from Salvelinus sp. IW2-2015, 4137 nucleotides. RefSeq names its product glutamic-oxaloacetic transaminase 1 like 1 (gene got1l1). Gene Ontology annotation, biological process: L-aspartate biosynthetic process. Gene Ontology annotation, molecular function: L-aspartate:2-oxoglutarate transaminase activity; pyridoxal phosphate binding. Gene Ontology annotation, cellular component: cytosol. NCBI's taxonomy places the organism in Eukaryota, Metazoa, Chordata, Actinopteri, Salmoniformes, Salmonidae. The record is from RefSeq and is a predicted model, not a curated record.
CUGAGUGCUGACAGAACUGGGUGAUGAAACUAAAAAGAUGAGGCAAACAUGUAAUAGUGAUGGUGGAGUGGGUUCCACUGAAAAUGUUAAAGCCCGGGGAAUAACUAUUUUCUCCAUAUUCGUCGACACUCCAGCUGCCGCACCGAAUCCUGAAACCAAGCUAUUGGCUGACUUCAAGAAAGACACUCAUCUCAGCAAAGUGUACUUGGCGGGAAGAGAGUAUCUCAACGAGGAAGGUCAGACCUCUGUGAGCCCGCUCAUUGGGAAAAUAAUGCAACAGAUCUGCACAGACCCCACUCUCUGUCCAGAGUAUCCAUCAUCCGUUGGCCUUCCAGAAUUCACCAGGAGAGCAACAGAAUUGGUUUUGGGCAGGGACUGCCAUGCCAUCGUGGAGAACAGGGUGUUGGGUGUGCAGACUGUGGGCUGUACUGGGGCUGUUCGUCUGGGGGCUGAGCUCUUGAAGCACUGGUACAAUGUGAGAGGUGUCUGGUGUGGGCCAGUCUAUCUCUCCUCCCCCUGUGAUGAUUCCUUGGCUGGUAUCUUUGAGGCAGCAGGGAUCCAGGAUGUCCGUCGGUAUCGGUAUUGGGAUACAGAGCAGAGGGGUGUGUGUGUGCAAAAAAUGAUGGAGGAUCUGGAGAUGGCUCCAGAGCAGAGUGUCAUUGUUCUGUCUGCUUCUGCUCACUGCCCUACUGGUUCAGAUCUCUCCCAGAAGCACUGGAGACUCCUCACACAGCUUAUGGUGAGGUGUAGGUUUUUCCCUUUCUUCCUGCUGCCUGCACAGGGCCUAUGCCAUGGGGAUUUUGAACAAGAUGCCUGGCCAGUGCGUCUGUGUGCCUCUCUGGGGAUGGAGCUUCUGUGUGCCCAGUCCUUCUCCCACAGCUUUGGGCUUUACGGCGAGCGCGUUGGACACCUCUUAUGUGUCCUAAAGCAGAGCUCCACACUGCUAGCUGUUCAGUCCCAGGCCGAGAAGCAGGUCAGGGCUUUGUGGUCCCGGCCAUCUGUUGGAGGAGCUCGUGUGGUUGCCACGGUGCUCAGUAACCCUGCCCACCAUGUGGAGUGGCAGGAAGGAGUGAAGAGUAUGGUGGAGAGGGGCAUACUGGUCAGAGAGAGGUUGAGAGAGAAGCUAAGGCUUCUUGGAUGUCCUGGCAGCUGGGAUCACCUGAUCCAGCAAGGUGGACUGUACUGUUGCACUGGGCUGAAUGUCCAACAAGUGGAAUUCCUGGAAAAGAGAAGACAUAUCUACCUGCAUCCCAAUGGCUGUCUGAAUGUGAGUGCUAUCAAUAGCCGUAACCUAGACUAUGUAGCUGAGUCCAUCCACCUAGCAUUGACCUCUGUCUUCUGAUGUCGAUUACAAUACCUGGGGCCUCAUUUAUAAAACUGACUUUUGAUCAAAAGUAUGACUUACGCAGAAAACCACGUAUAAGUAGUUAUUUAUAAAWACUUUACUUUGACGUGGAAAUUAUCUUAUCCCUACGCAAAGUCUAGACUUGAUGUAGGUGACUUUCCUGCUGGUUAUGUAGGGCUAUUCUUUUURCCCCUUGCAGUUUAAGGUCAGACACUUUCUUUUUCACAUCAGCCACAGUUCUGUCUUGCUGCCCCACCUCGUUCACUGCAGCGGCGACACACUCCCAAGCUACCUGUUUGGCUUUGUUUGUCAACCCACRGAAUAAUACGUGUUUCCUGUCUUCAAUCUCGUCUACCAUCGCUGUGAUCUCGUCUUUCAAAAAGUUUGCUUUUCUCUUUUGGUCCAUGGCUAUUCCUGACUAAACUCUCAUUUGUGCUAGCAUUCUAUAAGGGGAAAUCACUGAUUGUAAGGCAUGUGCCGUCAUGUGCCGUCAAUUUUAAGUUAAUUUUAGAUUUAUAGAUCACAGGUGCGUACGUUACAAAAUGGGCUUCUUAGAACUUGUGUAAGCAAGGUUUUUUAUGCUCAUUAUCUUUUAUGAAUCGAUUGUAAGCACACCGUCGGAAAUGAUCUUACGACUAAGUUCAAGUAUAAAUGAGGCCCCUGGUGACAGCCUCCAUAAAAUCCUUAUUCAGCUUGACUAAAUCAUGUGAAGGAAGCAUCUUUAUGUCACAUACAAUACCAAACGAAUUAGGGCUGGAUGCAUAAGGAAAAUGUCUGUUAUCAUUUAUUGAAACAAAUUAACAAUUGACUUUAGAAUGUAGAGUGUAACAUCCAAGCGUUAAAUUAGAGGUAGGGAUUAGGGAAUAUGAAUUAUGGCAUAUGGUAUUUUCAACCUACAUAGCUGGAACAUAUUGUAGACCUAUAGUUGUGGUGUGGUAGUCCAGUAAGGAGCACUCUUUCCUCUGGUCCAAGUAGAUCCUAAUGCCCUAGUUGGGUAAAAGGGUUCUUGUGUAGUCAAGACAAGGGUCCAUCUUUUGGAUGAGAUGUUAAAUAGAGACAACUAUUGUGACACUUACAAUAUGGAGGUAGUAGAGGGAUUGUCCUAGCCAAGUUCCCAGUCGGAUUCUAGUAGGCCUAUCAGUCUGCCAUUUAAUAAUCUUUGAAUUCUUCAUCCUCUUCACUGCAAUGACUAUUAUUUGUGCUCACAGAACACUCACAGGACACUGCCCAAUUGGAUAGUUUCACCCUUUUGUAAUUUUMAACAUGUUAUUUUAACUGUAGUGAUAACGUAACCAUGAAGUUAUUAAGGUCAACUUUUUUAGUUCUUUAUUGACCAAUUUAUUUUAUACUGUAGCCUAUUGUUUUGUGGCACAUUGAAAGAUAUUAUUUUGAAUGCAUACAGGUAGUUCCAUGGUAGAAGGUAAAAUAAAUGUGCAGUGACAAAUAAUUAAAAACCUUCUUAAGACUUUUAAGAUGAAGUGUACUAUACCAAUUUUCAUAAUAAGAUGGUGCUCAUGUCAUUAGGAAAUAAAUCCAUGUUGUUUACCUGAAUAUUGAUUGUUUGACUUAUGUUACUUUUACUACCUAAAUCUAAAGGCAUGGCUGCGAAUUAGUUUUCGUCCAUGCCCACCCCGCCCUUCUGGAAACCUCUUUCUCAAAACUACGGAUCUGGAUCACGUUCGCCGUGUUAUUUUAUUCACCAUUUUUUUUCUACGCAGCUGCUGCUCAUACUCCAUCUCCCUUCACGUUUCUCUAUUUACUUACCCUCUCCUGAAACAUGAUGAUGUAGCCUAUGUCUCUGUCUCGUAUUUCUGAACAGCUGAAGUAAAAACCCUGUGGCGAGUUGAACGAACAUUCAAGGCCAUUAUGAAGGCUACAACCUCUGUUUGUUGUAACGGAUAUUGCAGUUGCACAAGCAGGACGCAGUCCCUACACAUUGCAUUGGAGCUAAAACAAUCUAUGUUUUGUGUGAUGAUGUAAGCUAGUCUUUGUAGUUGCUGUCAUAUCGUAGCCACUAGCCAGAGUUGUUGAAAAAGAACACUACUACUCUGUGACUGCUUGUCUACCUCCUGCUUAGCCAUUGUUUGCAAUGAUGACAAAAACAAUAACAUUACAUCGCUAAUUAGACUGCGUCUUUGUUUUGCUUGUGUUUGAUGUACUGUCUAGAUAGCUGCAUGUAACRCCCCACUUGAGUUUUGCAUUGGGCAAAAACACAAUCUGCGAGUUUGUAUGAACAUGUUGAUCAUGUCUUUUGUGUACAACAUGUAAAUAGCUACAUGUAGCCUAACUCCCCAACUGAAAAAAUAACAUGAAAUCGAGCUUAAUCUGCUUAGUUUACAACAAAGACGUUCAUCGCCGAUCAAGGAGGGGAAAGUAGCACUGAGCAGUAUCUACGUAGGCAGAAGAGUGAGCAGCAGCUACGCAUAAAAAAUCCUGCUCAUGUGCAGAAACUCCUUAUUUUUAUCCACGGUAAAGCAGGUUUCCAGAAAAUCCGAACAGCAGCCCUCCGAAAUCUAAAACAUGAAAUGUUCAGUGUCAUACACAUGAAUACACUACUACASUUGUUGUACAUUCACACUCUGAUUCCCCAUUGGAGUCCAGUUGUUUCAGCCAAAAAAAGAAUGGCAUGCACUAACAUGUUUUAGAGUUAUACCCUUUUCAUACAUAGGACGCCGCUACAGUAACGGGUCAAUAGCGACAAUCGAUAACCGUUCAGACAAGUCUACCRUUUUAGACAGUAGAAUUCUGCUCCGGCAUAGAAUGUUCUGUAUUUAUUCCCUGACAACAAUAAA